CACAAGAUUUUUCGAUUUUUAGUCGAAAGGAAUAUAACAUGUCAGGUCCACUUGAUCGAUUUGCAAGACCAUCUUUCACUACAGGUUUUGAAGGAUUCUUGAGCAGUGAUGAGAAAAAGGAAAGAAAAUCAGAUUUUGAGAAUUCUGAGGAUGAGAGGAGAACAAGAAUUGGUUCUUUAAAAAAGAAAGCCAUUAAUGCGUCUACUAAGUUCAAGCAUUCUCUUAAGAAAAAGAGCGGAAGAAGAAAAAGUGACGGUCGAGUGAGUUCUGUCUCCAUUGAGGAUGUGCGGGAUGUUGAGGAGCUACAGGCUGUUGACGCGUUUCGACAAUCGUUGUUAAUGGACGAGUUGCUUCCCGAUAGACACGAUGACUAUCACAUGAUGUUGAGGUUCUUGAAAGCGAGGAAGUUUGAUAUUGAGAAAGCUAAGCAAAUGUGGGCUGAUAUGAUUCAAUGGAGGAAGGAGUUUGGUACUGACACUAUUAUUCAGGAUUUUGAUUUCGAAGAGAUUAACGAAGUUUUGAAACAUUACCCGCAAUGUUAUCACGGUGUUGACAAAGAAGGCAGACCUAUUUACAUUGAAAGGCUAGGGAAAGUUGAUCCUAACAGACUCAUGCAAGUUACAAGCAUGGAUCGAUACGUAAGAUAUCAUGUAAAGGAGUUCGAAAGGAGCUUUAUGAUAAAGUUUCCUUCCUGCACAAUCGCUGCAAAGAGGCAUAUCGAUUCGAGUACAACUAUUCUUGAUGUUCAGGGAGUGGGAUUGAAAAACUUUACCAAGUCUGCUCGCGAUCUUAUCACGCGAUUACAAAAGAUUGAUGGAGACAAUUAUCCUGAGACUCUCCACCAAAUGUUUAUUAUCAAUGCAGGGCCUGGAUUUAGGCUACUCUGGAACACUGUGAAGAGCUUUCUAGACCCAAAAACAUCUGCUAAGAUUCAUGUCCUUGGAUACAAGUAUCUGAGCAAAUUGCUUGAAGUCAUUGAUGCCAACGAGUUGCCUGAGUUCUUGGGAGGUGCAUGUACUUGCGCAGAUCAAGGCGGUUGCAUGCUUUCUGACAAGGGACCUUGGAAAAACCCGGAAAUUGUGAAGAUGGUGCUUCAUGGAGGAGCACAUCGAGCGAGGCAGGUGGUGAAAGUGUUGAACAGUGAAGGGAAAGUCAUUGCUUAUGCAAAACCUUCAUAUCCAUGGAUAAAGGGAAGUGACACUUCCACUGCAGAGUCAGGAUCUGACGCCGAAGAUAUCGGGUCUCCAAAGGCUAUAAAGAGUUUCUCUCAUCUCCGCUUGACACCUGUUCGUGAGGAGGCAAAGAUAGCUGGUGAAACAAGCUUGGCUGGUAGUUUUCCGGGUUAUGAUGAGUAUGUACCAAUGGUUGACAAAGCCGUCGACGCAACCUGGAAGGUGAAACCUGCCAUCCAGAGAGUGGCUUCAAGAGGAGCUUUAAUGUCUCCCACCGUUCCAAAGGAUCCUGAAGGCAUUAAGGAUCGAGUCCUAGUAAUGGUCAUGGCGUUCUUGAUGGCGGUUUUCACAUUCUUUCGCACAGUAUCUUAUCAUGUGACCAAGAAACUUCCAGCGACUACUACUUCCCCACUAGAAACCCAAGGAAACGCAACAGAACUUGGUUCUAAUGGUGAAGGAGUUAAAGAGGAGUGUCGUCCUCCUUCUCCAGUACCAGACCUCACGGAAACCGAUCUCCUAAAUUGUGUGACGAAGAAACUGACAGAGCUCGAAGGUAAAAUCGGAACUCUCCAAUCAAAGCCGAAUGAGAUGCCAUACGAGAAAGAAGAACUGUUAAACGCAGCCGUUUGCAGAGUAGACGCACUUGAAGCAGAGCUCAUAGCUACUAAAAAAGCGCUUUACGAAGCUUUGAUGAGACAAGAAGAUAAGAGGAACAACCUAAAUGGAGCUGUUUCAGUGAAUUGCUUGAAAGAGAUUGAUCAGAUCAGUAAUAUUAGCUUCACUGCGAAGAAACCGAGAAGUCACGCGCCGGUGGUGAGAAAAACACGCGCCUCCUUGGAUGAGAAUCAGUCCCCAACUUCCGGAGGAGAACGGUGGCUUCUCCAACCAGUUGGUGAUGGAGACACAAGACACAUUGGUUACAAAGUGGCAAUGCCUGCUCCUUUCGAGAUCACCUCGGGACAAGUUACCAUCGGACGGCUACCGGAAAAGGCUGACGUCGUGAUUCCUGUGGCCACCGUGUCGGGAGUCCAUGCGACAAUCAAUACAAAUGAAAACAACCUUCUUGUGACGGAUAUGAACAGCACCAACGGUACAUUCAUCGAAGACAAACGUCUAAUUCCUGGUGUUGCUGCUCCUGCCUUUCCCGGAACCCGAAUCACCUUUGGAGAUACAAAUCUAGCAAUUUUCCGUGUUUUCAAGCUCCAAGAUAGGGAAGAAUCCACAGAGAAACCAACCACAGAGUAACACAAAACCUGAAAAUGGCUUCUCUUUACCGGUUUUUGCUGAAAUUCUAAAUUGGUCU
Molecule: messenger RNA, 2475 nt
Organism: Arabidopsis arenosa
Lineage: Eukaryota; Viridiplantae; Streptophyta; Magnoliopsida; Brassicales; Brassicaceae
Source: the annotation of a GenBank genome assembly